Molecule: messenger RNA, 1413 nt
Organism: Leptosomus discolor (cuckoo roller)
Lineage: Eukaryota; Metazoa; Chordata; Aves; Leptosomiformes; Leptosomidae
Gene: BPIFC
Product: BPI fold containing family C
Molecular function (GO): lipid binding
Source: RefSeq, a predicted model, not a curated record
AUGGUGAAGUUUUGCUGGUCUCUCCUCCUCUUAAGUUUGCUCAGUGGGCAACUCGACGCCAACCCUGGACUUAAAGUGAGGAUCACCCAGAAGGGGUUAGAAUACGCCAAGGAGGUUGGGCUGGAAAUCCUGAAGCAGAAUAUGGAGAAGGAACAUUUCCCUGAUCUGAGUGGCUAUGAGAAAUUUGGGCUUGGUAAUGUCAAAUACAACAUCUCAAGAAUACGUGUCACUGCUGUUGAAUUCCCCAGUGCUUCCAUCUCCCUUAUACCUGGGACUGGGAUAAAACUGGUGAUUGGAAAUGCUUCUCUAACCUUCGAUAUGAACUGGAACAUAAGGACUUGGAUGUUCAAAGACAGUGGAAGAAGCACAGUGUACAUUUCAAAGGUGUUUGUUACUGCAAUCUUGUCAACACCCCUGGAUAGUAGGGGUCAUACAUCAAUAUCACUUACCAGCUGCCGGACAACUUCUGGUGAUAUAGACAUCAAGUUGAGUGGAAAAAGUGGCUUCCUGCAUAACUUCUUUAUCAAGUAUCUGAAGAAACCCAUUCACAGGAGCUUGGUCACUAACUCAUGUCCCAACAUCAGAUCUGGGAUCCAGUUGAUAGAUGGUGACCUCCAAUCACUGAAUGUCAUAAUGCCAAUUGAUGAUUUGGCCGAAGUAGACUACUCCUUAAAUAGCUUGCCAGCGGUAUCCCGACCAUUCAUUGACCUGGACUUAAAGGGGAUAGUCUACCCAGCUGGAAACUAUACUGGCCCUCCCUAUGUGGCAGCUCCCUUCACUAUCCCAGACCAAAGUGACUCCAUGCUCUACCUUGCCUUCUCGGAGUACUUCUUUCAGACCUACUCAUUUGCUUACUACACCGCAGGGGCCUUCAACAUCACCAUUGCAGAGGAGACUUGCAGCUAUUUUAAUAUAAGCACAGAGAUAUUUGGCAGCAUCAUCCCUGAGGUAGCUGAAUAUUCAGUCACACCCUACCCAGUGAUGUUGAAGCUAAUGGCUACUGAAAUACCUAUCAUCAGCUUAGAGGAGGAUUCUUUCACAGUAGAGAUUCAGGGCACCAUGGAGGUGUUUGCUGUUCUGCCAGACUCAACUACCCAGUCAUUGUUUACAAUGAACAUAGCAGCCAACACCAGCAUUGCUCUGAAUAUAUUUGACCAGAAAUUGAUGGGCUCACUAUGUUUGAACAGGCUCCAGUUCUCCCUAGCCCACUCCAAUGUUGGCUUUUUUGAGAUCUCGCUUCUGGAAAACAUCCUGUCUUACAUUUUACAGACAGAAGUAAUUCCAUCAGCUAAUGCUAAACUGUCAAAAGGACUCCCUCUUCCCAACCUGGCCAAUGUUACCCUGAGGAGACCUCACAUUACAAUUGUACAGGGAUACAUGUUGAUUUCUACUGACGUCCACUACAAACGCUAA